AUGUCUUCUCCAAAGUCCACAUGGAUUAUUGACUCGAGUGAUAUGGAUCACAUGACAUUUCAUCAUAAGCAACUUAUUAGUCUCAAACCAUCCACUCAGUCAAUGGUGUCCAAUGCUAAUGGUGAGGCAAAUUCUAUUACUUGGACUGGGCACCGAAUAGUGAAACCAAGGUUAGUCAAGCUUUCACAACAAGUGGAGCUAGUUCUUAGAGGUAGAGAGACAAAGUUUGGUUAUAGCAUAAACGUCUUGGGCAUUCCUCGUUCAGUUAUUUGA
Messenger RNA from Prunus armeniaca (apricot), 273 nucleotides. The record is from the annotation of a GenBank genome assembly. Lineage: Eukaryota; Viridiplantae; Streptophyta; Magnoliopsida; Rosales; Rosaceae.